Messenger RNA from Anolis carolinensis (green anole), 1072 nucleotides. RefSeq lists its product as uncharacterized. Lineage: Eukaryota; Metazoa; Chordata; Lepidosauria; Squamata; Anolidae. Gene Ontology annotation, molecular function: nucleic acid binding; zinc ion binding. The coding region runs from base 1 to 810 and encodes 269 amino acids. The transcript has 2 exons. The record is from RefSeq and is a predicted model, not a curated record.
AUGGAAGACAAUGCACACACAUUCCCCUCCGAAGGAAGCAUGGUUCGGGCCAUCGGCAACACACUAAAGAGAGGAGCAGCCAGCUGGUAUGUGCAACUACAUGCCAGACGCGACCCGUGCCUGAGGUCAGUACCCCGCUUCCUCGCCGCACUGGAAAACCGGUUCAGAGACCGGCUAGAGCAAUUGAGGGCUCGAGACCAGCUUAAAGGAAUAAAGCAGAGGGACAAAACGGUGCCCGAGUACGCAGAGGAAUUCCUCCAUCUCGCGGAAAGGGUGCCAGAGUGGUCUGAAGUGACCAAAGUGGAGAUAUUCAAAGAGGGACUACGCCCCGAGGUUUUCAGUUGGGCAGCGCACAGAGACGACCCAGAAACACUCCAGGGCUGGAUACAACUAGCGGGGCGCGUCGAAUCCACCCUGGCCCAAGUAAAGCGUUUCAGGGGCGGCGGCGGCCAGCAAAGACCGGUGGCGAGGGGUCGAGGAGAAACGAGGAAGCAGGAAAGGCCCGGAGGGAGGCCGGGGAUCCCCUUCAAAGGAGAUGACAACAAACCCAAGCCGGGAUGCUUUGUAUGUGGGAAGACGGGCCAUCGAGCAGCAGAAUGUUGGGCCCGGAAGGGGGAGCCGCCAAAACCCUCAAAGCCCAAGCCAGCAGCCGGGAGACGAGCGGAGGAGGAGGUGCGAGCCCCAGAAUCUCCGGAAAGGCUGAAUUGUGAUGAAAGAAGCACCGAAGAGGAGGAUGGAGAAAAAGAGGGCGCCAUGUCAUGGAACCAAGUCCCAGGGCUGAAUUUCCAAGCCCUGGACUUGGAGUCAUAACAUAAAUAAUCCUGGAAGCACCUGGCAGAAGAAGAUAGAAGAGCAUGGGAACUCGGGGUUGAAAGUAUAAACAAUUAUAAUUGGUAUAGAGUGUGGGAAUGGUAGAAAUGUGAUACAGGGGGUGGGGUUUGAUGAUGAUAUUUGCGUGUGGUGUUACGUUGCAUCAGAGGUGAUAAAAAUGAUUGUAUGUAAACAUUAGGUCAUUCUCGACUUUUUCCAAAGUCAUGUAUUCUUCAAUAAAGAUUGGAUUUGAGAGCAGCUA